Aspergillus uvarum CBS 121591 is the source of this 1311-nucleotide messenger RNA. Its product is annotated as putative C2H2 finger domain protein. The record is from RefSeq and is a predicted model, not a curated record. The transcript is spliced from 4 exons. Gene Ontology annotation, molecular function: DNA-binding transcription factor activity, RNA polymerase II-specific; RNA polymerase II cis-regulatory region sequence-specific DNA binding. The coding region runs from base 318 to 1193 and encodes 291 amino acids. NCBI's taxonomy places the organism in Eukaryota, Fungi, Ascomycota, Eurotiomycetes, Eurotiales, Aspergillaceae. Gene Ontology annotation, biological process: regulation of transcription by RNA polymerase II.
GACUUUCAUACUUAAUUCGCUGCGACAUUCCUGCUAUAUUCGCCUCCUCAACCUCCUUCCUCGCUUUUCUUCUCCUCACACCCUUUAUCUUCGACUCUCUCCCCAAGCUCUCCAGACUCUCUAACCCGCCAAGUCCCAAACGCCGUCUUGUGUCUUUCUGUAUACAUUCAGCCAUAUCCUGCUUUACCAUCUAUCUGUCUCCUUCUCACCUUCUACCUAUCACCCCGUCGAUCUCUCGCCGCGGUCACAUACCUUAUCGCGGCCCACACCCCCCCGUGACACUUCACGCCGCGGCAAACAUUCGUCCUGCAGCGACCAUGGCACCCGGCAGUGGACGCGACUUUAAUUGCACUUGGCCAGGCUGCAAUAAGUCCUUCAACCGCAAAUCCGAUCUCUGCAGGCACUACCGCAUCCACACCAACGAGCGACCUUACCACUGCAAUCAUGAAGACUGCAAGAAGAGUUUCAUCCAGCGGAGUGCCCUGACAGUACAUGUGCGGACGCAUACUGGCGAGAAACCCCAUUCGUGCGACCACGAAGGAUGCGGCAAAGCUUUCUCGGAUUCAUCGAGUCUGGCCCGUCAUCGAAGGAUCCACACCGGAAAGCGCCCCUAUAUCUGCCAAGAGCCUACCUGUGAACGGAGCUUCUGCCGCAAGACUACAUUGACUAAACACCAUGAGAAAACACAUGGCGCGGCCGCGAGCCGCACGUCGUCAGAGGACCCUGCUUCUGACCAGGAGUAUCACCCACCAGUCGCCAUCUCUGUGCCGCAUGAACCACAGUACAUUCUUCCACAGGCACACUUCGGCUUCACCACCACGCUACCGCCGCACCACAAUUACUACCCGCACCAGAAUGUACAGAUCACGUCCGUGCCCAUCCAUGAGCAGUCCCCGGUGGUGGCGCCCAGCGUGCCGGUCACGUUGUCGGCUGACAUUCCUCAUGUACAGCAGCCAUACAUGCACUACGUCCAGCACCACCCACACGCGCAACAGCAGCAACAGCAGCGUUACGAUUACCCACGACAUGGAUACAUCCAAGCAGAGUUCCAGCAGCCCUACAGUCAGGCCCCAGUCGUUGAGUCUGCCCCUGUGAUGGGAACUUUCCACACGUCACACAAUUCCGAGUACAAGCACACUCGGUUUCUGAGCCAGCCUGAAGGCACUGACUGGGGGUUCCUCGGCGUUGGCUGAGAGGAUGUUGCUCACAUGAUAUCUAGCCAUUCACUGGCUGAUGUGAAUGCUCGUUUCUUGGAUUAGCCGGUGCAUCAUUUUGUUUCCGACAAAGUCGAUGGUCCUGAGGUCCGACUGU